Molecule: messenger RNA, 2187 nt
Organism: Annulohypoxylon maeteangense
Lineage: Eukaryota; Fungi; Ascomycota; Sordariomycetes; Xylariales; Hypoxylaceae
Exons: 1
Coding region: 261-2093 (610 amino acids)
Biological process (GO): protein N-linked glycosylation
Molecular function (GO): alpha-(1->6)-fucosyltransferase activity
Source: RefSeq, a predicted model, not a curated record
UGAUGCCUGGCUCUAAUAGGUAAUCGCCGUCUUCGUUGUCUUUGAAUCAUCUGUCAUUCCUUUGCACACUUGAAUACAAACUUCUCUUUCUGCCACUGCCGCAGCCUCUUUCAGCUGGGCUUUCUGUCACUCCUUAUACAAGCCUACGGGCUGAUCUUACCGUAUAACGUCGAAUCCCGAUAUCCCGUCCCGUCUCCGUGGAUACAUACUACAGUAGUGAGGUCGCUUUCGACGUCACUACGUACAUACAUACUUCAGCUAUGCCGCCGACUUUGGACUUAUCCCAAAGCACCCACGCCAAGAUGAUCGUCUCGCCACCUCGAAUCAAUUUGCGCAGAGCCGCGUCCUAUCAGCAUGAAAAGGCACCUCUAUCCGCAACCUCGUCACGAUUUAACUUUAACCACCUAAUGUUUUCGCCUCCGCCCUCUCCCGGACUGCCAGCCUUGGUACCCCGGCCACGGAAGUUAUCUAACGGACCGAGGCCGAGUCGAGUUGUCCGAGUUCUUGCAUGGGUUCUCGGACUGGCGCUUGUUACGUUUGUCAUUAGGGCCGUCGUGAAGAAGGAGGUACGAGUGCCGGUUGUUUCAUGGGCCUUGGACCGUGAAGAAUAUGAGAUGGUUGGACAAUACGACUUACCCGACUUUCCUACGCCUAUUGCCGUGACGGACCGGAGCGGCAGGUCGAAGUGGACAGUCUCUAUUCCGCCUACGUAUUCUUUCCCUCUAACUGUCAAGGAGUAUUCCGAUAUCUGUGUUAAGUGCCAAGAGGUCGCUGCUCAUGUCAGAGAGUUGCAUGGGCAUACGAAUCAACAGGCUCAGACGGAUUACUAUUACGAGGACCCUUACUUCAUUGAUGUCAGGGAUGCUGAGAAACGUGGACUACUACCGGGCGUAGAGGGGAAGGCGUGGAAAGUAACCGCUCAGGCUCAAGACGGUCACUUGGUGGGGGAUAGGGCAGACGGAUUAGUCGACAGGGGCAUUUGCAAAACGUCCUUGACAUAUGUCCUCGAGUCAGCCGAUGCUGGAUUAGGUCCCACGUUGAUGAUGAUGUGGAUGGCAUAUGGUCUGGCCCAGAAAGAAAAGCGGUCCUUCUUCAUUGACGACUCGCGAUGGGUAUAUGGCGAGUAUACGGCCAUCUUCAAACCGCCCCCAAUGCCCGACUGCAACCCACCACCACGUCACGAGAUGGUUCCAUGCCCCCACAGCGCACGACAUUUGGUUGUUUCGUCUGCGACCGCGUCUGAGACGUUCGGCAAGAACUUCAACGACGAGUACGAGAAUCUUCGUCGCAGUAAUGUUGAUCGAGAAAGACCGAUAUACGAUCUCGCCCGAGUUGGUUACGAUGCCCUGUUCCGUCUUAAUGACGAAGAUCAGCCCUAUGUGGCGCAUCGCGUCAAGGAGCUAAGAGCGAGGGCCAAGGCAACAGAAGGUGCCUAUCACGAUGGUAUGAUCAUCGGGGUCCACAUUCGACAUGGCGAUCUACACCCGUACGAAUACCAGUACAAUGGGGCAUAUAUACCCCUCAAUAUAUAUGCGCAAAGAUCUAAGGAGAUUAUUGAGGAAUACCACAACUUCAGUACACCUCUCGGAGGUGAGGAUCUAGUCGCAAAACAACACUCAUUUUCUAUAGUCGCAUCAGACGAUCCUGAUGUUUACGAAACAGAAGAAUUUUCAAGUUCGCUUCGAGCUCAGGAGCAAAUCAAGCUUGCUAGUAAGCAACAUAUCCAGAAUGCGAAUCAGGAUAAGUCGGUGAUGCACAAAUUCGUCGACGAAACCUUUGGCUGGGAGGGUGGAUUCUUCGCGAGCAUGUUCUGGAACCUAGGUCGGUCGACGAUAAAUAAUGCCAACGCGGGAGACGGUGUACAACCAACGUUACGACCGUCGGCGGAGACCAUGCGGCUUAGAGGGCUAAUUGGGCGGGCAUACGCGAUGGACCUAGCUGUCCUUGGUCAAGCUAGCGACACCGUCAUUUGUACUAUGAGUGCGAUGGGGUGUCGGUUGAUAGCUGUGAUCAUGGGCUGGGAGAAGGCAAUGGAGGAUGGGAAAUGGGUCAAUAUCGAUGGUGAUUUCCAGUGGACGGCGUUGUCAUUAUAAGCACCCUUGCAUGGCGUUAUUCGGAGUUUGUUUGCGUAAGAGCUAAAAAGGCCGGCACCAGAAAAAUUAAGAUAUCCUGCAUAUAGCAUAUCCA